AUGUCUUCCGAUCCGGACUUUGGGGCCGAGGACCCUCAUGUGGCCGAGUCCACGCCUCAAGAGGCCGCUGUGGAUGAGAAGCGGCAGCAGAGCUUCUUGGAUUCGCCAUCGGAUGGAGUUAAUGGGCAGGAAAAGUCGGCGAUGGCGUCGACCGACCCGGUGCCUCCGUCGUAUGAUGAUAUCGAACACAAUGAUGAGAAGGAGAACAUCCACGCCGACACCGCGGAGGAGCUGGUCACGAAUGUGCUCCACGUCGACGAUGAUCCAUCUCUCAAUCCGUGGACCGUCCGCACGAUCUUUCUAGGCGUCGGACUCUCGAUCUUUGCCUCGGUUCUCCAGGAGAUUUUCUACUUCAAGCCGCAGACCAUUCUCGUCUCGCAGGUGUUCCUGACGGUUAUUGCCUAUGUUCUCGGCGAGGGCAUGGCCUAUGGAAUUCCUCGCAUUGGAUGGCUCGGUAACUUUCUGAACCCAGGACCCUUCAACAGCAAAGAGCAUGCCGCGAUUGCUCUCAUGGCCUCCGCCGCGGGACAAUCCGCCCUCGCGACACAGGCUUUGGCUGCGCAGCAGCUCUUCUACGGUGGAUACCCGAGCCACGCUGCGGGUAUCUUUAUCACGCUGUCGUCUCAGCUGAUUGGUUAUGGAAUUGCUGGUCUGCUUAGGGAAGUCCUGGUGCGCCCGACGAAGAUGCUGUGGCCUAUGACCCUGCCGAUCAGUACACUGCUGGAAUCGCUUCACCGGGAUAAGGUCGAGUCGAAAUCUCGCCUGAAGGUUUUCUAUGUUGUGUUCACUGUGUUGUUCUUCUGGGAAAUCAUCCCCGAGUGGAUCUUCCCUGUUCUUGAAGGUGUCUCGAUCUUCUGCCUUGCUGACCAGAACAAUCUCAUCUUCACAAAUCUCUUUGGCGGUGCUUCCGGUAACGAGGGUCUCGGUUUCUUGUCUGUGUGUUUCGAUUGGCAGUACAUUGCCUCGACUGGCUCUCCCCUGUGGUAUCCUCUGUAUGCCCUGACCAACUCGUUGAUCGGCUACCUGGGCUGCAUCAUCCUCUUCAUGGGAGUCUACUAUGGCAACAUCUUUAAUUCUCAGAACUUCCCCUUCCUCUCCCAAUUGCUGUUCUACGGCAACUCCACCUCCACCACAUUCUAUACCUAUGACCAGAACCUCAUCAUGAAUGCCGACCACACCAUCAACGAGGCCAAACUCCGCGAACAAGGCCUCCCCUGGCUGACGGGCACUUACCUGAUCUACCUCAUCACCUCGAACAUGGGUCUCACUGCCACCUUCACGCACAUGCUGCUGUGGAACUGGGACGACAUGAAAGCAGGAUGGUCGUGGGCCAGCCCGAGCCAACUGAAGAGAUUCCUCAAGCCGCAGACCUACAAGUUCUGGGCUAACCAGGAAGCUCCCGAAGAGCGUCUGCAGCGCAAGGUCGACGAUCCCAGCUACGAUCCCCACUACAAGCUCAUGCUGCGCAAUCUGUACUACGAAACACCUCACUGGUGGUGGGGCGCCGUGCUGCUCGUCAGCUUCGUCGUCGGCCUCAUCUGUCUCUACGUGAUGAAAUCGACCCUGCCCUGGUGGGGCUUCAUCAUCGCCAACCUGCUGACCUUCAUCUUCAUGCUCUUCUUCGGCGCCCAGAUGGGCAUUACCGGUUUCCAGUUCAACGUCCAGCCCAUCUGCCAGAUGCUAGCAGGAUACAUGUUCCCCGGCCGUCCACUAGCCAACCUCUACUUCACCUGCUACACCUACAACUCACUACAAAUGGGCCAAGUACUCGCCAAGGACCUCCGUCUAGCCCAGAACGUGCACCUGUCCCCGCGCUGCACAUUCUUCGUCCAAGUCGGCGGCUGCGUCGUCGGCGCCCUAUUCAACUACAUCAUGAUGUUAACGAUCGUGCAAAACCAAGCGCCCAUCCUGCUUUCCAUCCAGGGCACCAACAUCUGGAGCGGACAGAACAUCCAGCAGUUCAACACGCUAGCCAUCGCUUGGAGUAUCGCCAAGGACAUGUUCUCCGUCGGCGGCCGGUACCAGUGGGUAACAAUCUCGUUCCUGCUGGGCUUCGUGGUUCCCUUCCCCUUCUGGAUCGCGUACAAGUUCUGGCCUAAGAAGAUCUUCGCCUACAUUAACCUGUCCAUCAUCCUCUGGUACAUGGGAUAUUUGUUUGUGGGCAUCAACGCCUCCAUCCUCAGCUACUUCGCGAUCGGCUUCUUUGCCCAAUGGUGGCUGCGCAAGUACCGCCCUGCCUACUUCACCAAGUACAACUAUAUCGUGUCUGCGGCGCUGGACGGCGGCACCCAGGUCUGCGUUUUUAUCUUGACCUUUGCUAUCUUCGGUGGCUCGGGCAAAUCAUAUAACUUCCCGACCUGGGCUGGUAACCCUGAUCCCAGUCUGCACAACCUGGAUUAUUGCGCCGUCAAUACUGCGAAUAAUGGAUAA
Messenger RNA from Penicillium lagena, 2430 nucleotides. RefSeq names its product OPT family oligopeptide transporter. The coding region runs from base 1 to 2430 and encodes 809 amino acids. Gene Ontology annotation, molecular function: oligopeptide transmembrane transporter activity. The record is from RefSeq and is a predicted model, not a curated record. Gene Ontology annotation, biological process: transmembrane transport. The transcript has 5 exons. NCBI's taxonomy places the organism in Eukaryota, Fungi, Ascomycota, Eurotiomycetes, Eurotiales, Aspergillaceae.